Messenger RNA from Psammomys obesus (fat sand rat), 4969 nucleotides. RefSeq names its product TBC1 domain family member 2 (gene Tbc1d2). Lineage: Eukaryota; Metazoa; Chordata; Mammalia; Rodentia; Muridae. The coding region runs from base 145 to 2928 and encodes 927 amino acids. The transcript is spliced from 13 exons. The record is from RefSeq and is a predicted model, not a curated record.
UCUGCAGCGGCCGCGAGCUCUCCACCUUCUCUAGGGGGCCGGGCCGGACCGGCUCCGCCCCAGCCAGGUGUCGGUCCGUGUCCCAGGUGCCCUCCGGAUCUCCGAGAUUCCCGUGCCGCAGGCCUGUGCAGCGGGCUAGCAACGAUGGAGGACGCCCCCGAGUGCACCCCUUCUCCCUCCGAGUCCACGCAGCCUCCCAGCCCUGCCGGGGAGCCCGAGGCGGCGACCCCCGGGCACUCGGAGGACUGCGCCAGGCCCAUAGACACGGUCCCCAAGAAACUCUGUGGGUAUUUAAGUAAGUUUGGCGGCAAAGGACCCAUCAAGGGCUGGAAAUGCCGCUGGUUCUUCUACGACGAGAGGAAGUGCCACUUGUAUUAUUCGCGCACCGCGCAGGAUGCUAACCCCUUGGACAGCAUCGAUCUCUCUAGUGCGGUGUUUGACUGCAAGGCAGACGCUGAGGAGGAAGGCACUUUUGAAAUCAAGACUCCCAGCCGCGUUAUUACCCUCAAGGCCGCCACCAAGCAAGUGAUGCUCUACUGGCUCCAGCAGCUGCAGAUGAAGCGCUGGGAGUUCCACAGCAGCCCACCUGCACUUCCUGCUACCCCUGCCACUGCCCUGGAUGAGAACGGACCCACCCUGCACCUCAAGCUAGAAGAAGAGGAGGUGGAGCUGGAGGAGUUCCUGUGCCCGGUGAAAACACCUCCUGGACUGGUGGGUGCAGCUGCUGCCUUGCAGCCUGUCCCUGCCAUGCCUUCAGCCCUUCAGAACAUCUCUCUGAAGCAUCUGGGGACUGAAAUACAGAAUACCAUGCACAACAUUCGUGGCAACAAGCAGGCCCAAGCAGCGAGCCACGGACCACUGGUGGAAGAAUCGUCACAGAAUCCGGAGCCUCAAAGGGGGGAGCAGCCCUUCAUCUCUGACCCCAGCAUUCCAGGAAAAGAGCCAGAGGAUCCUCCGAAGCCCACACCCAGGUCCUCUGCACCCUCGGGUCCCAUGCAGAAACCUAAGCGGCAAAGCAACACCUUCCCAUUCUUUUCUGACGGGCUGGCUCGGAGCCGUACAGCCCAGGAAAAGGUGGUGGCGCUGGAACAGCAGGUGCUGGUGCUCACCAAAGAACUCAAGUCACAGAAGGAGCUGGUGAUAAUCCUACACAAGGCACUGGAGGCUGCUCAGCAAGAGAAACGAGCAUCCAGUGCAUACCUCGCAGCCGCUGAGGACAAGGACCGGCUGGAGCUCGUCCGGCACAAGGUGCGGCAGAUCGCGGAGCUGAACCAGCGAGUGGAGGCCCUAGAGCAGAGUCGAGAGCGCCUGGUGCAUGAGGCCGGCCUGCGGGAGCAGCAGGUGCAGGCGCUUCAGCAGCAGGUGCAGCUACUCGUGGAUAAGAACCAGGCCAAGCAGCAGGUCAUCUGCAAGCUCUCCCAGAAGCUCACAGAAGACCUUGCACAGCCCCCCGGCCAGCCUGCCGAGGCUGCCAAUGGUGACUUCCUGAGCCAGCAGGAGAGGGUAGAGCACCUGAAGGAUGACAUACAAGCAUAUCAGACCCAGAACCGCUUCCUCAACUCUGAGAUCCACCAGGUCACCAAGAUCUGGAGGAAGGUGGCAGAGAAGGAAAAGGCCCUGCUCACCAAGUGCGCCUACCUCCAAGCCAGGAACUGCCAGGUGGAAAGCAAGUACCUGGCUGGACUUCGGAGGCUACAGGAGGCGGUGGGGGCCGAGGCCGGCAACUUUCCUGAGCUGCUGCAGCAGCUGGUCCAGGAGGCACUGCAGUGGGAAGCAGGAGAGGCCUCCGACAGCGUGGAGCUGAGCCCUGUCAGUGAGUAUGACGAUUAUGGCUUCCUGACGGUGCCGGACCACGAGGUGGAAGACCUGAAACUGCUAGCCAAGAUCCAGGCCUUGGAGGUGCGCUCCCACCGCCUGCUGGCCCUGGAAGCCGUGGAGCGGCCACUCCGGGACCGUUGGGCUGCCCUGACCGAGCUGGUGCCCUCAGCCGAGCUCAAGCAGCUACUACGGGUAGGGGUGCCCCGUGAGCACCGUCCACGUGUCUGGAGGUGGCUGGUCCACCGCCGUGUCCAGCACCUGCACUCUCCGGGCUGCUACCAGGAACUUCUGGGCCGGGGCCGGGCGUGCGAGCACCCCGCUGCCCGGCAAAUCGAGCUGGACCUCCACCGGACCUUCCCCACCAACAAGUACUUCACCUGCCCCACCUCCAGCUUCCCCGACAAGCUCCGCCACGUGCUCCUGGCCUUCUCCUGGCACAACCCCGCCAUCGGCUACUGCCAGGGCCUGAACAGGCUGGCGGCCAUCGCCCUGCUGGUCCUAGAGGAUGAGGAGAGUGCUUUCUGGUGCCUGGUGGCCAUUGUGGAGACCAUACUGCCGGCUGAGUACUACAGCAAGACCCUGACUGCAUCCCAGGUGGACCAGCGGGUACUCCAGGACCUCCUCUCAGAGAAGCUGCCCCGACUGACCGCACACCUGGGGCAGCACCACAUCGACCUCUCUCUCAUCACCUUCAACUGGUUCCUCGUGGUCUUUGCAGACUCUCUCAUCAGUGACAUCCUCCUGCGAGUCUGGGAUGCCUUCCUCUACGAAGGGACAAAGGUGGUGUUCCGAUACGCUCUGGCCAUCUUCAAGUACAAUGAGGAGGAGAUCCUGCGGCUGCAGGACAGCCUGGAGAUCUACCAGUACCUGCGCUUCUUUACCAAGACUAUCUGUGACAGCCGGAAGCUCAUGAGCAUCGCCUUCAAUGAUAUGAACCCCUUUCCCAUGAAGCAACUGCGGCAGCUGCGGGCAGCCCACCAAGAGCGACUAGAGGCUGAGCUUCGGGCACUAGAACUGCUGAAAGCCGAGUACUUGGAGAGACGGGCAUCCACGCACAGAACGGUGCCCGAGGGCUGUGUCAGUGAGGACGAAGGAGAAGGCGAUGGCUGACCUGCCACUCUGUUGCCCAAAGCCUUUCUUACCUUUGCUGGCAGGAGGGUAGAAUUCAGGCACGGGCCAGAGGUCUCUGUGACUCUGGACAAGGCCCUUCUCCUCUCUGAGCCUUAGUAUCCCAUUUGGACACUGCUUUCUGUGAAGCCACUGGUUAGAGUCGCCUUUUAAGUGUCCCGGGCUUGUCGGCCUGUAUCACGGCCCCACAGCACUUUAACAUGUAGGGAGGCAAGAGUGCAUGCACUCUGGGCCACUGGGCGCUUUCUCUGGGGCAUGACUGGGGCGUGAUUUGGAUUUGGUCUUUUGAGACCAGGUCUCCUGGAGCUCUGGCUGACCGCAAUCUCACUAUGCAAAUGAGCCUGACCUUCUGAUGCUCCUCUCGGAGGCAUGGCUGGCAUAAAGCAAUGUCCCUGUGACUGACUGAUGGCUCUCCUUUAGGUAGGACAGACGCAUUCUCAUUACCUGUGUUCCUGGGCAUAAGGUGUGAGGAAUGUUCCUUCUGGCUCAGAGCCUUGGUCACCAUUCUUAUGGCAGCCCAAGUUCAAGACAUGUUUUCAGGACAUCUGCGUUUCUGGGCUACUGCCCCUCUGCAGUGCCAGCUGGAUCUAAGUUGAGGCCACCCUGACCACGGGGACUGUUUCCGGAGCCUCAUGCCUGAAACUUCCCUUCUGUUUACAGCCCGCUGGGGACAUCCCAGGGGAAACCCUGCUGCCACCCUAAGGCACUUGAUGGGGACUGGACAUCAAGUGGGACCAAGCAGGUAUCCACUCUGAUGUGCCCCUGUCACGUGGGGCCAACAGGGUUAGGGGGGCGAGGGGGCUACAGCCCACCUGGCUCAGCAGAACGAGUUGAGCAGUUUUAUGGCCCAACACAGCCCUGUUCUCCAUCCUCUUCCUGGUCUUUUCAGCUGCCCCUUCCGAAUGUCCUCCCCACCAGGGCAGAAGGCCUGAAGGCGCACAAGGGGUUCAUAUCUCACCAAACUGGGCCUGCAGUGGAGCCUGGAGAUGGCUCUUAGAGGCUGGGGCUCUCUGAGGAGUCUGUGCUGGAAACCCCAGGGUGAAGGUGCUUGCGGAGCUGGGUCCACACCCACUGCAGUACAGGCCCCGUCGGCGCCUGAGUCACAGUGUGAGCCUGCAGGCUUGGCAUGGCCGGCACACUCUCACACCAGCUCCUGGCCUCAGGAUUCCUGUGAGCACCCGGCACCCGCGCUUGCCUGCUGCCUCUACUGAGGCCUUUUCACCAGCAGACAGCUUCCGUGAAGUGGGAGAACGAGUAGGGGGGAGGCCUUGGGAUCCUGGCUGCAGACUGACUGGCACAGUGACCCUAAAGUGAGCCACCAGCUAAGGGGGCGGCCUCCAUCUCACAGAGAGUGCUGGAGGGAGAGCGCUGACACUAGGGCUUGGUGCAGUGAAGCGCGCCACGGACGCAGGUAGGUGUUGUCUGGCUCUCCAAGAAAAGACCACCAAAGGCCAAAAACAGGUCCAACUGGAUAAACAGUACCUUCUCCACCAUCAGUUCCUCUAAGCUCUCUGACCACCCCCACCCCCACCCCACCUCACCUUUCUUUAGAGGAGGACUCUGCCCAAGGCCUUGUGCUCCUGGGGAGGGGGCCAGGGAGUGGACAGACUAGCGUUCUCACCAAGCCACGCCUUAGAAUCCUGGGCAGGCUUUGUUCCAGCAGUGCUGCUGGACCUUGUGAUCUGCUGUUGGAGCCAUGGUGUUCUGAUAACCCUGGGAGGAUAAGGGUUCUGGAACUAAUUCCCUCCUCCAGCCCUGAAAGAGGAAGCAGACUGAGGACUGCUUGUCCCACAGCUCUCACCCAGGGCAAGCCCCAGCGACAGGGCACAAAGAAUGUCACACAGAAGAGGAGGGCAGGAGGGCCUGGCCUGUGACUACCUGCGGGCACAUCCAGAGGGUUAACUAGGAAGAGAAAAGGGGCCAGGUGUAGUGGUACACACUGCUGAUCCCAGCAGGUCCAGCACAAUCUGGGCUACGAAGCCAGACCAUGUCUCAAGAAACAAAUAAACACGAGGAAAACAAA